Sphenostylis stenocarpa is the source of this 465-nucleotide messenger RNA. NCBI's taxonomy places the organism in Eukaryota, Viridiplantae, Streptophyta, Magnoliopsida, Fabales, Fabaceae. The record is from the annotation of a GenBank genome assembly.
AUGGCCAUCAAUGAGAUGAAAACUUCCAAAUUUGGUUCUCACAAUUGUGAACAGUUCGUUUUGGAGAGUGCGGUUUUCGGUGUCGGAAUCCGCGGCACAGAGCGAAGCCGAAACAAGUGGAGCGGGAGGAUCCGUAGCUUAGAGCUCAUUCGAGGAAUACAAACUCCAACCCAUAAGGUUAAUGUUUUAGCCUUGAGGGUGGAGAAAAAGGCUCAAGUGGCUAUUUUUGCUAUUAAUGAGAAAGAAAAAGCUUUUCAGAAAGCUUCUCGUUACCAAGAAGAAUUAAAGGCUCUUAACAAAUCUUAUAUUGAAACUGAGAAAAAGUUAAAGAAGGUCAAAGACGACUUGAACACUGAAAAAGUUACCUAUGAUGCAUUUAAAAAGAAUCAUCAAGCUAAAGUUGAAUAUUUGGUUGAUAAAAUUUCUAAGCUGACUACGGAAAAUUCCACCUUACAAGAAUAUUAA